Mesorhabditis spiculigera is the source of this 573-nucleotide messenger RNA. The record is from the annotation of a GenBank genome assembly. NCBI's taxonomy places the organism in Eukaryota, Metazoa, Nematoda, Chromadorea, Rhabditida, Rhabditidae.
AUGGGAAAAAACGGCAGCAAGCUGAAAACGGACCAAAUCCGGAAUUUGGCCGAGCAAACCUACUUCACCGAAAAAGAAAUCAAGCAAUGGUAUAAGGGCUUUGUCCGAGACUGCCCGAAUGGUAUGCUGACGGAAGCGGGCUUCAUCAAGAUCUACCGCCAAUUCUUUCCCCACGGUGACCCCACCGAUUUUGCAUGUUUUGUAUUUAAAGUCUUUGACGAAAACAAGGAUGGGGCCAUCGAAUUUCACGAGUUCAUCAGGGCUCUUUCAAUUACUUCUCGUGGGAAUUUGGACGAAAAGCUGCACUGGGCCUUCAAGCUCUAUGACCUGGACCAGGACGGAUUCAUCACUCGAGAGGAAAUGCUUUCCAUCGUCGAUUCCAUUUAUAAAAUGGUUGGCACCUCAAUACGAUUGCCGGAAGACGAAAACACUCCCGAGAAAAGGGUCGACAGGAUUUUCAAAAUGAUGGACAAGAAUAACGACGCACAAUUGACGUUAGACGAAUUCAAAGAGGGAGCUAAAGCCGAUCCAUCGAUUGUCCAUGCCCUUUCUCUAUAUGAGGGUCUCAGUAAU